GCUCUCAACUCAAGUUUCAACUCUCAACAAAGAAAACAAAUCAAAUUAAAUCAGAUCACACCUCAGAUUCAGAUCCAUGGAUAACGAGAUCGACGUUCCUCCGUUCUUUCUCUGCCCAAUCUCGCUUGAAAUCAUGAAGGAUCCAGUAACCGUCUCCACCGGCAUCACCUACGACAGGGAGAGCAUCGAGACAUGGCUCUUCUCCGCCAAGAACAACACCUGCCCCGUAACCAAGCAACAACUCUCUUCUUCUGAUUUCUCCGAUCUAACUCCAAACCACACUCUUCGCCGAUUGAUUCAGUCAUGGUGUACCAUCAACGCUUCCUACGGCAUCCAAAGGAUUCCCACACCUAAACCACCGGUCAACAGAAACCAGAUCUCAAAGCUCCUCAAAGAUGCUUCCCGUUCCACCACCGUCAACCAGAUCAAGUGUCUCAGAAAGCUCAAAUCCAUUGCUUCUGGAAGCGAAACAAACAAAAGGUGCAUGGAAGCUGCUGGUGCCGUUGACUUCUUGGCUUCCGUUGUCAACAACAACAUCGAUUGUUCUUCUUCUGAUCAUCACGACGACGACGAUGAUGAUGAAGCUUUGAAGAAUAGUCCUUCCGAUGAAGCCCUAAGCAUGCUCUACAAUCUUCAUGUAUCCGAAGCUGGAUUGAAGAAUCUCAUAGGAUUCAAGAACGGAGAGUUUGUGAAUUCUCUAACGAGGAUUUUGCAGAAAGGAACAUACGAUUCAAGAGCUUACGCAGUUUUCUUGCUGAAAUCAAUGUGUGAGGUGGCUGAACCGGUUCACCUUCUUCACUUAAGAACCGAGUUAUUCGUGGAGCUAGUUCAGGUUUUGAAGGACCAGAUUUCUCACAAGGCAACAAAAGCCGCCCUCCACGCUCUGAUCCAGAUCUCUUCGUGGGGGAGAAACAGGAUCAGAGCGGCAGAGGCCGGCACAGUUGCCGUUCUCGUGGAGCUUCUUCUUGAAACUAAAGAGAGGAAGCCCUGCGAGAUGAUGCUAGUUUUGUUAGAGGUGCUUUGCCAGUGUGCGGAGGGAAGAGCGGAGCUAUUGAGCCAUGGAGCGGGAUUGGCCAUUGUUUCGAAGAAGAUUCUUAGGGUUUCGACGAUGGCGAACGAUAGGGCGGUGAGGAUUCUUUUGUCCGUGGCGAAAUUCUCGGCGACGCCGGUGGUUGUUCAAGAGAUGCUGAAGCUUGGUGUGGUGGCGAAGCUGUGCUUGAGUCUUCAGGUGGAUAGUGGAAGCAAGACGAAGGAGAAGGCGAGGGAGAUUCUCAAGAUUCAUGCUAAGGCAUGGAAGAAUUCUCCAUGCAUACCUACCAAUUUGGCUUCUGCAUACCCGGCUUUUGCUUAAUUAUUUCAAAAAUUGUAUAGAAAUUCUUUGGAAAGGAGUAGAAUAAUUAUUUAGGACAAACACAAAAUUGGAAAUUAAAUACAUACGCCCGGGCAUCCAAUUUAAUUGCCCAUGCAUGUAUAAGCUAAGAGAUCUAUCUACAGAUUAUUCACAAAUUUAAAUGGUUAAUUAUACUCAUUUUUUUCAACAUUUA
This is a messenger RNA of Arachis stenosperma, 1544 nucleotides long. RefSeq names its product E3 ubiquitin-protein ligase PUB23-like. The record is from RefSeq and is a predicted model, not a curated record. Gene Ontology annotation, molecular function: ubiquitin protein ligase activity. Gene Ontology annotation, biological process: protein ubiquitination. NCBI's taxonomy places the organism in Eukaryota, Viridiplantae, Streptophyta, Magnoliopsida, Fabales, Fabaceae. The transcript has a single exon. Bases 77 to 1351 code for a protein of 424 amino acids.